Raphanus sativus (radish) is the source of this 1116-nucleotide messenger RNA. Its product is annotated as pollen-specific leucine-rich repeat extensin-like protein 1. The record is from RefSeq and is a predicted model, not a curated record. Gene Ontology annotation, biological process: regulation of defense response to fungus. The transcript is spliced from 3 exons. Gene Ontology annotation, molecular function: metal ion binding. Lineage: Eukaryota; Viridiplantae; Streptophyta; Magnoliopsida; Brassicales; Brassicaceae. The coding region runs from base 134 to 931 and encodes 265 amino acids.
CUGCCAUUAGUUGAAUAUGGUUUGAGUCUGUGUUUAUAUAAAAGGCUACACUUACCACCACCCAUCUCUCUCUAUCUUGAAGUAGAGUCUAAGCCACCGUCAGAUCUAAGAUCUCAGCUCUCCGUUCCAAGCCAUGGCCGAGAAGGGGAAGGAGAAGGUAACUAUGAUGAAGUUGAAGGUGGAUCUUGAGUGUGCCAAGUGUUACAAGAAGGUCAAGAAGGUUCUUUGCCAGAUCCCUCAAAUCAGAGACCAACUGUUUGAUGAGAAGUCCAACAUAGUCAUCAUCAAGGUGGUCUGCUGCAGCCCUGAGAAGAUCAUGGACAAACUCUGUUCUAAAGGUGGUGGCUCUAUCAAGACCAUCGAGAUCGUCCAGCCACCCAAACCGCCUCAGCCUCAGCCACAAGCUCAGCCUCCUCCUGCCCAAAAGCCCAAAGAUGCUCCCAAACCCGCCGAGAAGCCCAAAGAGGCCGGCGAGAAGCCUAAGCAACCUGAAAAGCCCAAAGAGUCUGAAAAGCCUAAACAGGCUGAAAAACCGAAGGAAGCUGAGAAGCCUAAGCAAGCAGAGAAACCCAAAGAAUCCGACAAACCGGCAGCGGCUAAACCCGCCGCACCAGCUCCUGCACAGCAGGCACAGGCACCUGCUGCAGCACCAAAGCAGGCUGGACCACCACCACAAGCGAUGCCGAUGAUGUCACAGGGGCAACCAGUAGCAGCUAUGUAUUAUGGGCCAUCAUACUAUGACGGUUUUGGAGGUGGGCCAGCGUUCAGUGGAUACGGAAUGCCGCAGCCACCACAGCAUCAGUACGAGACUUAUGGCCGACCUGUCUAUGACAGCUGGGGAGGAGGACCACCACCUAGUUACCGACAAUGCAACCUCAACAGAUGCGAUUACUUCAGCGAAGAGAACCCACAAAGCUGCUCCAUCAUGUGAUAUUAUUAUGAUUCCUUCCCUUAUUCACUCUCUUUGUAUCCUUAUUAUAUUUUCCUUCAAAAUCUUUCUUUUCUUCUGAUACAAAUAAUAAAAAGAAUAUAUAGAGAGAUGUUUAAAUGUAACGUUGUAUUUUUAAAAAAGGCUGUAACUGUAAACAUUAUAAGAAAACUGUUUUAUUUCUUAAA